AUGGCUUCAUACCAAGUGGCGUUUAAAGUAGCAAAGUCUAAGAAACCUCAUACUAUUGCAGAAGAGCUUAUCAAACCAUGUGUAUUAGAAAUAGAUACAGCUGUUCUCGGAAAUGAAGCAAGAAAGAAGCUUGAAUUAACCAUCAAGUGGAUUAGGGGUCGUGCUCUGAAUCACCGCCUCUUUGUGUCACUCUGUGAAGAUCUUGGAAGUGAACAUACAGUUUUACUUUUUCACACAGAAGUUCGCUGGCUCUCCCGUGGGAGAGUUUUAACCCGCUUCUUCGAACUGCGAGAAGUCUUUCUGGAGGAACGUCACCGUGAUCUGCUUGAAGAGUUGGAAUCACAAGAAUUCAACCAAAUCUUAGCGUAUUAG
This is a messenger RNA of Penaeus chinensis, 372 nucleotides long. RefSeq names its product protein ZBED8-like. Bases 1 to 372 code for a protein of 123 amino acids. The record is from RefSeq and is a predicted model, not a curated record. The transcript has 2 exons. Lineage: Eukaryota; Metazoa; Arthropoda; Malacostraca; Decapoda; Penaeidae.